AUGGAGUCCGGACCGAGGCCUGCUACUGCAGAGGUGUCCGAGGAGGAGGAGGAAGAUCUCGAAGACGAGGGGCAGGCCGAUGAAGGAGAUGAUGCGCCCCCAGAGAGCUGGGAGGAGCGAGAGGAGGAGAGGGUAGCUGCGGGCGCUAUCCUUCGUGCCUCGCAGCUGCGGAUCGAGUGUGUGAAAGUCGUGGCCCCGGCGCAGCUCCAGGAACUGGUGGAAAGUGCACACCAGGCCCUCGGGCGCGUGCGCGGGGUUCAGCGACAUGGGCUGAGGCGCCUCGGCCCCGGAGCAGUUGCAGAAGCCGACAAUUUGCUUACUCAGUGGCAGCAGCGCAGUGGCACAAUCAGAGUGGUCGUGCGCGUGCGCCCACCUUCAGGCCGGCCUGAGUCUGGGAGCGAAAUCCAGAGCCAAGAUGCGGCUGUGGGACUGAUUGAGGGUGUUGCGAAGCACCGGGGUCUCACGGUGUCCGUGCCGCGGCGCAGCGGCCGCCCAGGUUCUGACGAAGUUCACAGCUUCAAGCGCCUGGACUAUGUGCUCAGCCCGGAUCAGGACCAAGACCAGGUCUUCCAAGAGCUUCGGGCCAUGAUGCCCUCGGCCACUCCAGGUGGUUUGGCAGGACCUCCUCAGUCUGCCUGCAUCCUCGCAUAUGGGCAGACAGGUUCCGGAAAGACCUUUACCAUGCACGGAGGAGCCGGCGAUCAACGAGGUCUCGUUCCUCGGGUCCUCUAUGAGGUCUUUGCGCUGGCCAGCGCCAGUGGGGCCACUGUGUCCCUGAGCGCCGUGGAGAUUUACAAUGACACGGCGUAUGACCUCCUCGACGGUUCGGCAGCUUGCGCCAGCGAGGCAGCAAACGAGCCGUCGGGCCGCGCCUUCUCGGCGGGGCGCUUUGCCCCUCCACCGGGGCUCAGCUUUCGGCAUGGCUGCCGUGUAGCUUUGGAGCAGGCGACCUCCAUCGAGGUCGCGGCCAUUGAGGACGGGGAUUCCACGUACAUGGAAGCUCCCAGCCCACCUCACAUCUCCCCCUAG
This is a messenger RNA of Symbiodinium sp. CCMP2592, 1029 nucleotides long. Lineage: Eukaryota; Dinophyceae; Suessiales; Symbiodiniaceae. The record is from the annotation of a GenBank genome assembly.